UGGUAGGCUGGCAGCACUCAUAGAACCUAUGUAACGGCUACAUGGGAACAUCGCGCUAUGGUGUGUGAGAUGAUCCCAGAGGUUCAAAGUUGAGAGGCUUUUGAAUGAUUGAAUCCUCAAGAGCACCGCGAUCACAUCAUGGAAUUGCGCUCCCGGAAACAAAACUCAGACGAAAAUCGUAAUUUCUGCGUGUCUGACUAUUUCGACGACGGCGGUGGGAUUUUUAUUCAGUUCAAACUAGAUGAUGGAAAAGACUGCGACUGGGAGGAUGAAACCCACUUGCUCUUUGCCAAAAAUGGCCCAAAGAGCUACACCAUCCAGGUACCCGAUGGAGUUCACGCGGAGUUGCAGCUGUUGUGCAAUGCAAACUUCACACUUCAACCUGUUCAGCAAACUGGCACUGGAAAUGAACGAAUAUUUGUCGACAUUGCUGGACCGCCAAUAGGAAAGGCUACUGUCCGCACCUAUUACGAUUUGUUCUAUUUGACCGCGAAGAUUGGGGCGCUUGGCCCUUUGCCAGGCCCGGGUACUUGGACCUUGAAUCCAGUUUUCGAUCGGCAAAGCGACACUUUCUGCUUGACCGUUACAGGCAGAUCUGGAGAGAAGUGCCUUGGCGACAGUUGUCUGAAAUUUCCUCUACACGUUCUUCAGGACUCGUGGAAGAGCUCGUGGAGAAUAUGGGGUAUGAUCAGCGUCGUCUGGAGCGAGAUGGAAAAGGUGUUUCCGGGCAUCUGUGACGAGCAGAAACUAUACCUCACCGGUGUCACCGGCAUCAAUGGCAAGCCGAGAGCUUCUCGCGCAAAAAAGAAGGCCCCAUCCCAAACCCAAACGGUCCCGGAGGUCGUAGAGGACUCAGAGGACGAGCCUUUGGUCAGGAGCAGCACGAAUGAAGUCAAGAAACCAAGUCUAUGCCGAGACUCGACGGAAUCAACCGACGAUUCUGAUUCAGACGACCAUCCGCUGAUCAGCCGCCGCGGCCAAAGUACUACCAGGAGAAGGCUAUCCAAGCCCGGUUUUGACUCCAUGAAGGUGUCCUCCACAAAGAAGAAAGAUUUGAGCGCGGCGCCGUCUUGUUCAAAGGUUGAAGACCAAGUCGUCGUGAAACUCCCGAGUCCACCUUCCGAUACUGACGCCACCGAAGCGGACGACCGCUUCGACGCAGACUUGUCCUGCCCAUCACUGGACUACCACAACGGGACCUGGAGAAGCGUCCUGCGCAGGCCUAUCCGACUGAGGCCGGAGAUGUUCAUUGACCCGACCCCGCUGGUUCCGCACCCGCCAGACUGGCGUGUACGGUCCAGGCGGGCGGUUCUGCGGCGCGAAACAAGUCCUUCAGGAGAACGGAGGCUUGUGGUUACCAUUCCAUUCAACCCUUACAACUUGAAGUUGCCGAGAAGGGUUAAAUGGUGGCUGACAGCCUCAGGAUGAUUGUAGGAUGGAAUAUAUCUAUGAGUUGUGAAGGGUGUAAUACCACGGUACGGUUGUACUGACUACUGAGCUUGUUGACGGAAACCUGGUCAAAUCAGGAACCAACUUGCCGUAUCAUAUGCGGUAAAGCGGUCAGAUCUGGGUUGGAUGGAGUCAGGUUGUGGGAAUGAUCAUGGAGAACUCCUUGUGGAAU
Molecule: messenger RNA, 1621 nt
Organism: Canariomyces notabilis
Lineage: Eukaryota; Fungi; Ascomycota; Sordariomycetes; Sordariales; Chaetomiaceae
Exons: 3
Coding region: 139-1428 (429 amino acids)
Source: RefSeq, a predicted model, not a curated record